Messenger RNA from Manihot esculenta (cassava), 1124 nucleotides. RefSeq names its product putative HVA22-like protein g. The coding region runs from base 251 to 1003 and encodes 250 amino acids. Lineage: Eukaryota; Viridiplantae; Streptophyta; Magnoliopsida; Malpighiales; Euphorbiaceae. The record is from RefSeq and is a predicted model, not a curated record. The transcript has 8 exons.
AGAAUCCCAAGAAAUCCCCUUGCGUGUAAAUUUUAACAGAGGCGUCCCUGCCAAGAAAUCCCCCUUAGCUUCUCACUCUCCAUUUUUUAUAUAUAUAUAAGUUUGAAUUAGUUUACUAUGCACAUUCAUUCUUAGACCUCUUCUCCAUCUCCAUUACCAUUUCUCAGGAAACAAUACAAGUAAUUUGAUUGCUUCAAAGGAAAGUUUCUCCUCAUAUUUUAUAUACAGGUGGAUACUGUAGAGAUUAAGGAUGUUAGGAGAUUUCAUCACUAGAUGUCUCAUGAUGCUGUUUGGGUAUGCAUACCCUGCUUUUGAAUGUUUUAAAUCUAUGGAGAGAAACAGAGUUGAAAUUGAAGAACUUAGAUUUUGGUGUCAAUAUUGGGUCAUUAUUGCAAUUAUCACUGUUUGUGAGAGAAUCGGAGAUACAUUUAUUUCAUGGUUGCCAAUGUAUGGUGAGGUGAAGCUGGCGUUCUUUAUCUACUUGUGGUAUCCAAAAACAAAGGGAACUGGCUACAUCUAUGAAACUCUGCUGAGGCCUUUUGUAGUAAAGCAUGAAACCGAUAUCGACAGGAAGCUACUGGAGUUGAGAGCUAGAGCCUGGGACCUUGCCAUCUACUAUUGGCAAAACUGCACAAGUUUGGGGCAGAGUGCAUUCUUCCAAGUUCUUGACUACUUGGCUGCUCAAUCUGGAAAAUUUUCAGGCACAGGCGCUAAGAAGGCAAGCAAGUAUGAACCAAGCGCACCUCCAGUACCGGGUCUAAGUGAAUCGCCCUCAAUGAGCAAGCACAGGAACGGCAAGUGGCCGCCAAGACCACCACAGCAGCCCGGGAGCGCAAUCCACCGUGCAGUUUCGGAGUCGCCAAAUUCCAACCUUGUCCAACUCCACCUCCACGAACAAAGAGGAUUUAUACAAUCGGUGGACCCAAGCACCGCGCCUGAAUAUAAUGCCAGUGACAAGCUACAACAGGACCGAAUGAGGCUCCGCCGUUCGAAGCCAAUCUAAGACUGUAGUCUGUAAUGUUACUGUACAAAAACCAGAAAUACCCUUAAACAAAAAGAAAGGGGGAAGGAGGAAGAACACCUUCUGUAAUUGUUUUCUUCAAUUCUAAAUUCAGUUUGAUUCA